Molecule: messenger RNA, 4023 nt
Organism: Chara braunii
Lineage: Eukaryota; Viridiplantae; Streptophyta; Charophyceae; Charales; Characeae
Source: the annotation of a GenBank genome assembly
AGGUAAUUUGGUGAUGGUGGCAAUUGAGGACCACCUCUCAGAUGCCGACAUGAAUGAUCAUGUGGUAAGGAACUGCUGGUAUGAGGCACAUGUUGGCGAAGAUAAGAAGUUACAGCUUAUAUAUGAGUACAGCCAUCAUGGACCAGAAGUUUGGGAAACCCUGGAUGCUGCUUCUGAUUGCCGAAGCUAAGCAAUGGUCGGAUGCAGUAGCAGCCGCAACACAGAAGAAGGCAGAGGACGCCAAGAAGGCACGUCUGCUGGCAAUUGAACAGCAGUGCCAGCAUGACAAGGCAGCAGCAAAGGCUGCCGAUGAAGAACGAGUUCAACGUCGUGAGAAGAUAUUCAGCGGAGAGAAAGCUUUGCUCACAAUGGCAGCGGAUUGGCGGGCGGAGGCCGAGAAUGGCAAGAUGGAAGACAAUGAGAACAAGAUCGCUCUACUCCUCUCCCAUCUCACGGACCUCCUGGCAACAUGCAUUACACAACAGGAGGACAUCCACAGCCUCGACAACGCGUUGACUCUAGUCCACGACCGCCUCCGGCAGCUGGAGCAGCGACCUGUCGCCGCCCCCGAUGCCAGCUCUUCCAACACCUCCGAUCCCCUUGAGGCAUUGGAGAUGGACGUCGGAUCCCUCAAGUACGGCGUGCAGUUACAGCAAACCGCAAAGCAACAGUUGGAGCAGCGGAUCUGUACUGUCGCCAACAACUCGAGCUCGGAACCGUGCGAGACAGCUCCAAAGUUUGAUGGGCAGGAGAUCUUCUGCGACUCGACGAAGACAAAUCCGAUUCCAUGGUUCCGCAAGUUCGAGCUCACGUUGCAGCUACACUACGUCAAAGAACACAAGCACCACGCGUACUUAUACUCCCGGUCCGGGGGUGCGUGCCAAGCAUGGUUGGACAAUCUCUUGUCCAAGUACGGAGUGGUAGCUGCCGACUUGCAUACCAAGAUCAGCUGGGAUGAUCUGAAGGCGGCGUGGCAUAAGCGGUUCCAAGUAGGGCCGCCGGAGAUCAAGGCAAUGGACAAGCUGAUGGUCUUUGAACAAGCCAAUAACCCCACUCCUGUCUUAUGCCUGCGUCUGGACGACUCCCUUGACGAGCUGGGUAGCGAGCUAGUCGCGUUACGCAGUUCGUGUGCAAAGAAAGCCAAGUCUAAGGGGGAACUAUUGAUUGCCGAUUUGGCUGUCAAUCGCACACACCUUGGUGCGAUGCUGGACCCUGGGUCCACACGAUCUUACAUGUCUGAACGUGCAAUCCGCAAGUUGCACCUCGRCAUGAAGAUCYAAACGUUAGCUAGACCAAUCACGUCUAUGCUGGCUGACAAAAGCACGAUGACGGUAACGCAGUACGUCGAUCGUGUUCGAUGUCAGUUCAGUACUAAGGAGGGGAAGAAGAUUUGGCAUGAGCUUCCCUUCCUAAUCGAGAAGAACAUGCCAUUUGAUAUCAUCUUGGGAAUGGAUUGGCACGAGGAAGCUGAUCCCAAGAUUGAUUUCAAACAGAAAGAAGUACGAAUCAAGGAUGAAUCAUCUGAAUUGCAAUCAAUUAAGUUGUAUCAUCGGUCAGGGUCUGAUUCUGUCUUGUCUUUCUGUUGCAUGAGCUACCCUGCAUUCCGAUCGAUGGUUGCAAAGAAGAAGUUAGAGGAUGAGGUAGUCAUGUUGUUAGUUAARAAAGUAGGUGAGUCUUCAACUACCCAUCCUCCUGGCAUAGAUGCACUCCUAACGGAGUUUGCCGAUGUUCUGUCUGAACCAACCGGGGUCACUUCGCGUGCUAUUAAGCACACGAUCGAGAUUGUGCCCGGUAGCAUGGUUCCCAAGGGCCCUAUGUAUCGCAUGUCUCCAAGGGAACUUGAGGAACUUAAGAAACAAUUGUCUGAGUUGACGGAGAAGGGAUGGAUUCGCCCUAGCUCCUCUCCUUAUGGUGCACCUGUCUUGUUUGUGCCCAAAAAGGAAGGUGAGUUGCGCCUUUGCAUCGACUACCGAGGGUUGAAUGUCAUCACCGUCAAAAACGCCGAACCUUUGCCAAGGAUCGACGAUCUCUUGGAUCAGUUGCAGGGUUGUCGAGUCUUUAGCAAGAUCGACCUCAAGUCUGGGUACCACCAGAUCGAGGUGGAUCCCGCCGAUCAGCAUAAGACCCCGUUCCGUACGAGAUAUGGUCAUUACGAGUUCAUCGUGAUGCCAUUUGGUCUAACGAACGCGCCUGCGACCUUCCAAAGGGCAAUGAAUGAGUUGUUUAGGCAAUGGCUCGACGACUUUGUAAUCGUCUACUUGGAUGACAUUCUAGUGUAUAGUAAGACACUAGAAGAUCAUCAUCGACACCUUCGUCUAGUACUCGGGAAGUUACGCGAAGUUAACUUCAAACUCAACCCAAAGAAAUCCGAGUUCGCUAAAUCUGAGGUCCUGUACUUGGGUCAUAUAGUGAACGAGGAGGGAUUGAGGCCCGAGGAAAAGAAGAUCUUGGCAAUCAGAGAUUGGCCACAGCCGAAGACUCUGACAGACCUGCGAUCUUUCCUUGGAUUAGCAAGUUACUAUAGGAAGUUCGUUAGGAACUUCUCAGUUAUCGCUGCUCCCAUGAGAAGAUUGCUCAAGAAAGGUACUAUCUGGUUGUGGGACAAGGAUUGUGAGUCAUCCUUUCGAAAGCUGAAACACGCUUUGACCCACUAUCCUGUUCUUAAGAUUGUCGACCCGUCUCUUCCUUUCAUCGUCACAACUGACACAAGUCAGUACGGUGUUGGCGCUGUCUUACAACAAGACGACGGCAAGGGCUACCGCCCUAUUGAGUUCAUGUCUAAACGUCUGUCGUGUGAAAAGAUCGCCAACUCCACCUGCGAAAGGGAGUUGUAUGCAUUAGUCUGCGCCCUAGAGACAUGGAAACACUAUCUCCUUGGCAGACAUUUUACUGUGUACUCGGACCACUCGACCCUCAAGUGGAUCAAGACACAGCCUCGAUUGUCUGACAAGUUGGUGCGUUGGUCUGCUUUCAUCGAUACCUUCGAUUUCGAACUCAAAACUAUUAAAGGUAAGUCUAAUGUUGUAGCAGAUGCACUAUCUAGGAGGAGUGAUUUCUUUGGGGCUAUAGUCUCUUACCUGUAUGUUGGGAAUGAUGUGAAAGAUGAGAUUCGUGCUGGAUAUGCCACUGACACUGUCUGGAAACCAAUCAUGGAUAUCCUAGCCAAGGACCCAUCCCAACUUCCUCACUAUCGAUUGUCUGAUGGCUUACUCUUAUUGUUGGACCAGACGGAACAGAGAUUAUGCAUUCCUCACAAGGAAGAAUUUAAAAGUCUAUUCAUUGGGAAAUGUCAUGACACAGAGGGACACUUUGGUUUCAAGAAGACGUAUGCUGAGGUGCGUGAGCACUAUGAAUGGAAGGGUUUGAAAGAGGAUGUACUAACGUAUGUUCGUACGUGCCAAGUUGUGGACCUUGAGGCACAGACUGUUGCACUUGCUGCUAUUGGGGUUGUGUGCCCUGCGGCUGUGCAGGCUGCGAGACAACAGGCUGCCCAGUUACGGAAACCUGCGAUGGAGGUUGGGAAUACACUGACUAUGAUUGCAAAACUGAAAGAAGAACUGGGGACACAACGGAAGGCAUGUGCAGAAUCUAUGCAAUCCAAGGUUCAUUUGGCACAGGAAAUUCAAGCACGUGUGAUCGAACUACAGUCACAAGCAGCAGAGUUGCAGGAGGGACUUGCUGCCAAGGAAGCAACCUUGCAAAGAUAUCGUGCUCAAAUCAAGGAGCUGCAGUCAAAAAUCAGCACCAAACAAGACUCCUUGAGGGAGGCCAUUGAGAAGUAUCAGCAUUUGCAUAAUGAACACCAUAAGUUUCUGGAGGAAUAUCGGCGGAUGAAGCGUGAACUCGAUUCUCUACACACUGAGCAUGAGUCCCUGAGAGCAAAGUGUGCUGAGCUGAGGGAGGGGCUUGCUAUGGAGCAAAGGUCAAGGUCGAUUCACGUGAAGAGACUGACUGCUGAGCUACAAAAGAGCAAAAGGAAUAAUGAAGGUGAGAGUUAAUUGUGCCUUUAUCUUUCACACAUCU